Verticillium alfalfae VaMs.102 is the source of this 612-nucleotide messenger RNA. RefSeq lists its product with no specific name. The transcript has a single exon. NCBI's taxonomy places the organism in Eukaryota, Fungi, Ascomycota, Sordariomycetes, Glomerellales, Plectosphaerellaceae. The coding region runs from base 1 to 612 and encodes 203 amino acids. The record is from RefSeq and is a predicted model, not a curated record.
AUGAAGUUCUCCGUCACCAACGCCCUUGCGGGUUUUUCAUUUAUCUCGAUGGUGAUGGCUUCGCCCUUCCCGUCAGCUCAGGAUUCGCAUAUUGGCAAUGGUUUCGAAGCCCCGGUGGCGGUUGCGUCGUCUGACCAUACUCUUCGCAAGGUUGAUACCUUGCCUCGUGAGCUCGACACUGCCGAGCCUUCGGACAUUCUGGCCACAAGGGGCGACCGUCUCGUUUCCAAAUUCAAAGUUCACGUCGUCACCUCCUCCGCCAAAGUUAUUGGGAUCAUUAUCAUCGACUACAUCAUUAAUAAGCUAGUCCUACCUGGCGCGGACGAGAGCAUCACCGCCGACUUUGACAAGCUCACCAACGUUAAGGUCAAAGGACCCCUCGUUGCUACGCACUUCGAUAACCCUCCCACACUUCUAGGCCACCCUCAGCAAGCCGUUUUCGACUUCAGCACUUCCGUAGUGUCUGGCGUUUUUGAUCUCGGUCUUGACGCGGCUGGAAUGGUUCAAUCUGUUGUGAGGUCCACUGGUGUUCAUCUGGGCCCACAUGUUGUUGCGAAGACUCUUCACUUUUUCAAUGAGAAAAACUUGAAAAUUGGCACAAUUCGCCUUUGA